AGUUCGCCAUGAUCACUCUGAGUCUUUGUACGCUGCUUUUGGGCGUAUCCCUCGCCUUUGAGGGCAAACAAGACCCGGCGCCGCUACCCGACGUCAGAGGUCACGAGACAUAUCGCCAGAUAGAGCCCAAACGUUUGGAACUGCAAGAUGAAAAGGCAACAUACGUUCUUCCCCCCAACACUUACUACUUCACCUCACCCAACUACCCGUACAACUACCCAAACAACUACUUUCAGAGAUGGAUUAUUAUGGGUGACCAGGGUCAAGUGAUCUCACUCAUAUGCAACUACUAUAAUGACUUUGAUGUCGAGUACCAUCCGUCCUGCUACUAUGAUUUCCUGAAAAUCAAUGGCGUCAAAUAUUGCAACGGUCGUCCACCAUCCAGCUCGGUGGACAGUGACGAGCUGAGGGUCGUGUUCAGAACCGACUACAGCGUCCGGAACACAGGGUUCUACUGUCUGGUCAUCGUUCCGGAGGCGGGCGGAGCCACCACAACGACGGCAGCCACCACCACGACAGCGGCCACCACAACGACGGCAGCCACUACCACGACGGCAGCCACCACCACGACGACGGCCUCGACGACGACCUCCGCUCCGUCCGGUGACCAGUGCUGCGGCAUCGCCAACCGGGCCACCCGUAUCGUCGGCGGCGUGCCCACGGAGGUCAACGAGUACCCGUGGCAGGUGGGUCUGGUCAACGCCGGCAACAAUCGUCCUUGGUGCGGUGGCACCCUCAUCAACGACCGCUGGGUGCUGACGGCCGCCCACUGCACUGAACGCCAGACGGCCGGAAACCUCCAGGUUCUGCUCCGCAAGCACAAUCUCGAUUCCGACGCCAACCAGGUUCGCAAAAAUGUGGCGCAAAUUGUUAAUCAUCCUUCUUAUAACUCCGCUACCCUUACGCACGACUUCUCGCUGCUGGAACUCUCAGUUCCCAUUGAUUUUUCGACCUUUGAUAACUUGGUGGCGCCAGCCUGCCUUCCCGCAGACAACAACGCCUUCGUUGACGUCGAUGCCAUUGUCAGCGGCUGGGGCACCCUCGCCUCUGGUGGCACUCAGCCCUCAGUCCUGAAUGAAGUCACCGUGCAGACCAUGUCCAAUGCCGAGUGUACCUCGGACCUCGGCCAGGGCCAGAUCGACUCCAGCAUGAUCUGCGCAGACGUGGACGCCGGCGGCAAGGACUCCUGCCAGGGCGACAGCGGCGGCCCGCUGGUGACCGACGUCAGCGGACGCUACACGCUCAUCGGCGUGGUCUCGUGGGGCUACGGCUGCGCCGUCCAGGGCUCUCCGGGCGUCUACUCUCGCGUCACCGCCGUCUCCGACUGGAUCUCCCAGACCACGGCUGGCUCUAAUCUGUGCUGAGCCCACCGCCAGUCUCUGCUGAGUCCUGACCACGACCGGAUCCAGUCUCCGCUGAGCCCACCGCCAGUCUCUGCUGAGUCCUGCGCCAGUCUCUGCGAGUCCGGCGCCAGUCUCUGGCGAGUUCUAAUCACAACCGGAGAAUUCUCCAUUGAAUCCCGACAUGUAAUGCCCUUUGUGACCAACACUGGUAAACUUUGUUAAGGCAUCACCUCUAGUCUCUAGCUGUUAGUGCUGGUGUUAGUCUUGUCGAAAAGGUUCCAGACUUUUUACUUUGUUUGUUUACUUUUUUACUCAUUCCACUGGUUCAGUCAUUUUUUUGGGAGUGUUCAAUAAAAGCAUGCAAUUCU
Molecule: messenger RNA, 1711 nt
Organism: Amphibalanus amphitrite
Lineage: Eukaryota; Metazoa; Arthropoda; Thecostraca; Balanomorpha; Balanidae
Product: trypsin-1-like
Exons: 1
Coding region: 9-1364 (451 amino acids)
Biological process (GO): proteolysis
Molecular function (GO): serine-type endopeptidase activity
Source: RefSeq, a predicted model, not a curated record